AUGUUGCAAGUGGAUGUCGAAAAUCAGGGCACCUCUUUUUUGUUAUCCGGACGUGUAACGAAUUUGACGACGUCCUGGUCCCCUGCAUCCAGAAUCCAUUUCGUCCACCUCACAAUUGAGGACGAAUUCAUUGGUGUUGACAUCGUCUUCCCGUCAUCACAGUUACGAAUGAUUGUUGAAUCUGUAUUCAGUCAUGCAGAUGUUGUCAAUGCUGACUAUAUGGCCCUUCUGAACAUGCUUGGAGAACAGACAUUUGAAGUCAUGGUCACAGUCGGUCCCUGGAACGAUGCAUUUGGUUAUUGUGAACUUGUGUUGGUGAAAUUAUUUUUGCCUUUGUUGAAUUGA
Linum trigynum is the source of this 345-nucleotide messenger RNA. The record is from the annotation of a GenBank genome assembly. NCBI's taxonomy places the organism in Eukaryota, Viridiplantae, Streptophyta, Magnoliopsida, Malpighiales, Linaceae.